Messenger RNA from Pieris macdunnoughi, 972 nucleotides. The record is from the annotation of a GenBank genome assembly. Lineage: Eukaryota; Metazoa; Arthropoda; Insecta; Lepidoptera; Pieridae.
AUGUGGCUCGUUAUAUAUAUAUUUAUUAUUAUUAUUAAAACUUUUAUAUAUCUAUUUCUAUCACUUGUGUUUCUAAUAAUUUGCUGUCGGCUAUACUUCCAACCAGUAAAAGAAGUGUGCAGAUGCAAAACUAAACUUGAUGGAAAAGUGGCUUUAGUGACGGGAGGGAACUCUGGUAUCGGACUAGAAAUAGCCAGGGACCUGGCAAGACGAGGUGCAAGAGUGAUCAUAGCAAGCAGAGACGUCGCCAAGUCUGCAGAAGCUGUCAGGGAUAUCAUCCACACGACAGGAAACAAUGACGUUGAGCACAGACAACUAGAUCUAAUUAAAUUUACUAACAUUAGAAAGUUUACUGAAGAGUUUAACAAGACGGAACAGCGACUGGAUAUUCUAGUCAACAACGCUGGCAUUGCUGGUGUCAAAAAUAAAAUUACUGAAGAUGGAUUCGACAUUAUUGCCCAAAUAAAUUUUAUCGGACCGGUUUUAUUGACAAGAUUGUUACAAGAAAAACUGGAAAAGUCAAUGCCAAGUAGAAUAGUUGUUGUAAAUUCAAUACUGCAUAGAUUGGGAAAGAUAGAUUUGAACGACAUACCGAUGAAGAAUGUGGCCAGUCAUUAUGCAAGAUAUUCAAGAAGUAAGUUAUACUCUCUUCUCUGGACGAGAGCUUUAUCAAGACGAAUGGUUGGUGUGACUGUAAACUCCGCUCAUCCUGGUUUUGUUAAAACAAACAUAUUUCAAAGAUCAAAAUAUCUAACGAAAUUUUUAUCGCUCAGGGCAACGAAAUGGUUCUACAAAACAGCGGAGGAAGGAGCCCAAACGUGCAUUCAUUUAUGUGUAGAUCCACAAUUAGAUAGUGAAACUGGGGGCUAUUAUUCAGAAUGUAAAAUUCAAGAAUUGCCGAAGGAAGCAAACAAUGAGAAUUUGGUUGAACAAUUGUGGGACGAAACUUUUAAAUUGAUAAAUGGUUUUUAA